AGUAGUCUAAAUGUCGGUAGUUGACUGUUCGAGCCAAUAACAAGUGUUUUUAUAUUUUCGUCGAAACUUUGAUUUUCUAAUACAAACAUAAAACAUGUUGUCUUCUGUACUUCUGCGUGGUGCAGCUCGCGGUAAUGCUGCAACACUUAUUAAAUCCGUGCGUGUCUCGCCAUUGAAGGCUUACUCCACAAUUGUGGCCAAUACUCAACGCCAAGUUGGAAUCAAGCCUCUGGCGUUGGCUAAACAAAUUUCGCCCAUCGUAAUGCGUGAGAUUUCAGUGAGCACUCCAAGAAUGGCUUCUGCAACUGGCAGUCACACUCGUCUAUGGACUAUUGAACGCGUAUUGUCUGCUGGCCUGCUGGCAAUAAUUCCAGCAGCAUUCAUUGCUCCUUCGCAAGUCAUGGACGCCCUUUUGGCUAUAUCUGUAGUCAUUCACACCCAUUGGGGUGUUGAGGCAAUGGUGGUGGAUUACUUGCGCCCAUCAGUUGUUGGUAAUGUUGUGCCAAAAGUUGCUCACAUUGCUCUCAUCUUAAUGUCAGUAGCCGCGUUGGGAGGUCUGUUUUAUUUCAUCAAGAACGAUAUUGGUUUGGCCAAUGGAAUCAAGCGCUUCUGGGCUAUCAAGGGCAAGGACACCAACCAGUGAAUGGAUAGCCCACUUGUUUAUUGUGUAUACCCAUUCGACGAUUGGGUCUUAGUCAUUAGCAGUAAAUUAAAAUAACUUGUAACACAAAAUGAGACUCACGUACACAA
Drosophila arizonae is the source of this 750-nucleotide messenger RNA. RefSeq names its product succinate dehydrogenase, subunit D (gene SdhD). Gene Ontology annotation, biological process: mitochondrial electron transport, succinate to ubiquinone; tricarboxylic acid cycle. NCBI's taxonomy places the organism in Eukaryota, Metazoa, Arthropoda, Insecta, Diptera, Drosophilidae. Gene Ontology annotation, cellular component: membrane; respiratory chain complex II (succinate dehydrogenase); mitochondrial envelope. Gene Ontology annotation, molecular function: heme binding; ubiquinone binding. The record is from RefSeq and is a predicted model, not a curated record.